This is a messenger RNA of Nilaparvata lugens (brown planthopper), 4212 nucleotides long. RefSeq names its product metabotropic glutamate receptor 4. Gene Ontology annotation, cellular component: membrane. The record is from RefSeq and is a predicted model, not a curated record. Lineage: Eukaryota; Metazoa; Arthropoda; Insecta; Hemiptera; Delphacidae. Gene Ontology annotation, molecular function: adenylate cyclase inhibiting G protein-coupled glutamate receptor activity. Gene Ontology annotation, biological process: G protein-coupled receptor signaling pathway.
GUACGAUAAUAUUCGGAAGCGACCAAGAGGUGGCAGGUUUCAUGAGAGCUGUAAGAAGGUGCAACGCUACUGGCGCCUUCUCUUGGAUAGGAUCAGAUGGGUGGUCCGCAAGAUCUCUAGUAUGGCAAGGCCAGGAGGCUGAAGUGGAAGGUACCCUCUCUGUCCAACCACAGGCAAACCCUGUCAAAGGAUUUGACAACUACUUCUUGAAUCUUACAGUUGAGAACAAUAAACGCAAUCCGUGGUUUGUGGAAUUCUGGGAGGACCACUUCCAAUGUCGUUACCCUAAUAGUUCUCGGACUCCGUACAACCAGAAGUACAGCCGCGAGUGUGACUCGAACCUGAGACUGAACCGUGACUCAACCAGAUUCGAGAACCAACUGCAGUUUGUCAGUGACGCUGUCAUGGCUUUUGCUGUUGCUUUUCACGAUAUGCAUCGUGAGGUUUGUGGAGUAACAAAGAAACGAGGCCUAUGUGACGCCAUGAGGCCUAUCAAGGGACCAGAUUUGCUCAAAUAUCUCAGGAAGGUCAAUUUCGAAGGUCUUUCAGGUGACAAAUUCAGGUUCGAUCCGAAUGGAGACGGCCCAGCAAGAUAUAAUAUAAUUCAUUUCAAACAAAUAUCAGCUGGCAAUUUCUCCUGGAUAAGAGUGGGAGAGUAUAUUGAGGGAGAACUCAGGUUGGAUAUGGAUGCAAUCCAAUUUAGGCUGGGUCACACCAAACAUCCAGACUCUGUGUGCAGUUUUCCAUGUGAGUUGGGUCAAGCCAAAAAAUACGUCGAGGGAGAAAGCUGCUGCUGGCAUUGCUUCAAUUGCUCCCAAUAUCAGGUCCGCCACCACGAGGACGAGACCCAAUGCCUAAGCUGCCCUUGGGGUACCAUACCAGACCCAUCCAAGCAACACUGUCUGCACAUUCCGGAGGUGUUCCUGAGGGCAGAGAGCGCUUGGGCCAUUUGUGCUAUGUGUCUCUCGGCUACAGGUAUCCUGUUGACCCUGUUUAUUAUCGGAGUAUUUGUGAGGCACAAUGACACGCCUGUUGUCAAGGCUGCAGGGAGAGAACUGUCCUAUGUCCUAUUGACUGGCAUAUUGUUGUGCUAUCUGGUCACAUUUGUGCUCGUGUUGAGACCUACUGAUGUUGUUUGUGGGGUACAAAGGUUUGGUACAGGAUUCUGUUUCACCGUGGUUUAUGCGGCCAUCUUGACUAAAACAAACCGGAUUUCCAGAAUAUUCAACGCAGGCAAAAGAACUGCCAAACGACCAAGUUUUAUAACACCCAAAUCACAGUUGAUUAUUUGCUCAGGAUUUGUGAGUGUACAAGUUGUAAUUAACGGUAUAUGGAUGCUUGUAUCACCUCCCAAAGCCAUGCACCAUUAUCCCACACGGGAGGAGAAUCUGCUUGUAUGUUCUUCAUAUGUGGAUGCCUCAUAUAUGAUAGCUUUUGGCUACCCCAUUGUGCUAAUCAUCAUAUGUACCGUGUAUGCAGUUUUAACACGAAACAUACCUGAGGCCUUCAAUGAGUCUAAACAUAUAGGCUUCACGAUGUACACUACCUGUGUGAUUUGGUUGGCAUUUGUACCGUUAUUUUUUGGAACCGGUAGUCAUAUGCCUCUGAGGAUCACCAGUAUGUCUGUUACUAUAAGUCUAUCCGCUAGUGUCACCAUAGCCUGCCUUUUCUCACCAAAACUGUACAUAAUCCUGAUUAGACCUGAGCGCAAUGUAAGGCAGAGUAUGAUGCCCACCUCCAAAUACAGUGGCACAGUCAAGUCGGGCACUAGCGCUAGUGUCAUGGCAGCGGCGGUUGCUGUAACUAACACUCAAAGACUAUCUCAGCCUUUCAUCAAUGCCGUCGACCCCUCUGGUAAGCCUUUGGCAUCCAGAUGCAUUGACAUCGAGUUAUGCAGCGAUGAAACCGGUUUCAACCGGUUCUCAAGCCUCAAAAUCAAAGAUCCCCUACUGGUUACCAGGUCGACACAAACGGUUGUUAUAGCAACAGCCAAUGAGCAGCCUUCUCACCUGAUGGCAACAACCAAUGGGAGGCCAGCAAACAACAACAAUAACAACAAUGGUCCUAAUGGUAGGGCGCCAUAUUUGAAUUUUGGAAGUGCGGGGAAUUUGAAUGGUGAUUCAAAAAUUGGUGUCAGCGGUGGGAUAAAUGUUGUAAAUGUUCCCGGUGAUGUUACAAAUGUUUUAAGUGGUUCAACAAUGAAUGUUCCAAGCAGUACAAAUGUUUUAACAAGUGCAACAAACGUUUUGGGUGGUGCCGCAAAUGUUUUAGGUGUUGCAACAAAUGUUCUUACAGGGGCUACAAAUGUUCUGGGCAGUGCGCCAAACAUUCUAGGCGGUGCUACAAAUGUUCUAACUGUUACAACAAAUGGUAGCAGUGUUACCAACAACAUAGUAGGCAGUACAACAAACAUUGUAGCCAGUGUAACAAAUGUAAAUAGCGCUUCAAAUGUUGUCGGCAAUGGUCCGAUGUUGUAGUGACAACAAUGAUCAGUGUCUAUGUUGAUGUUGCAUGUUACAAAACAUUCUGAAAAAUAAUGGAACAACAUUGAAAAGCAUAGAUACUGGUCAGAUGUAGAUUUAUGGUGAGUUUAGAUGCAGCUAUUUUAUGGGUGGUGUAAUUUAUUUAGAACUGUCAGCAUUCUUUGAAUGGACAGCACUGUUGCUAUUUGUGAGGAAUUCUGACAGUUUGUUGUGAAUCUUACUCAAGUUUUCAGUUGCAUAUACAUUGAUUAAUUUAACCAUGAUUAAGUAGUGAUAUAUUCCAACAACACCAUGAGGAGGAAGAUGACAAUGCGAUGAUUUCAAAUGAUUAAUUGAUUCAAAUCAAAUCAAAUUUAUUUCCUCAAAAAAAUACAUUCACAGAAACAGAAAUAUUACAUUAGUCUAUGAAGAAAUAUCUCCCUGCAAAGGUAAAAACCUGAGUGCAGGAAGGAAGAUUUAUUCGAUUGAAUCAAUUAAUCAGUGGUUACAUUCUAUAUGUGCAACUGGACCAUGGGAGAAACAUCUAAAUUCCACCUCUGAAAUUGAAUACUUGGAAAGUUGAUGGAUCAUACAUUCCUUCAUCCAAUAAAAACAAUAUGGAAGCUUGAAAAUUAGUCUUGAAACAAGAAACUUGAAAAAUAUGGAAUGGUCGAAACUAGUUGUUGUAAUAUUUUAAAUAAUAGAGGGUACUUCAAGUUUCCAUAUUGUUUUUAUUAAUUUGUAAAAGUAACCCAUUCAAGUGGAGUGUUUUUAUUCCUUCAUUUGUAUAACCUACAAAUAAUCAUCUAAAAAAAUCAGAUCGGUAUCAAAAUAUUACAUAUGAAUAAUAUUAACAGAAUGAUAUUGUUGGCUUGAAGAUUGUUGACUAUGGUACCUACUCAACUUUGAGUUUCUGAUUUUCAAUUUAAUUUCUGCCUGAUGGUCAGGAGAGAAUAACAUUGAAUCUUAUGGGAGUGUUCAUAGCAGCAUUGACACUAUGAAAAUGUGUGAAUACUGCCAUAAGAAAACACUUUGCUUUUUUUAUACCCUGCACAGCAGAAAUUAUUCAUUAGAAAUCCAGGAUUUACCCUUAGCCAAUAAUAUCAUUGGAGAUCCAGAUUUUUACUCUUAGCCAAUAAUAUCCUACCAGCUAACUCAUUAGAAAUUAUAAGUACAUUAAUCUUCGAGAUAAAACUAUUUAUUCUUACUCAAUUUUGUAUUAAUAUCCAGAAUAAAUUGUAUAACCUAUUCAUAGAUUAACAAACUAUAUUUUCAUCUUGAUAGUAAUUAUUGUAGUAGUUUUAGUGAAAGUGAAGCUGUGAUAGAGUUUUAACUCAUUAAUAUGUUUUUAUCAAUGAAACUAUUUAUAUUCAAAUUUUAAUUACUGAAUUCACAAAAAGUCUACUUAUACUCUAACUGUUAGACAGCUUGAAAACUUGUAUAAUGUUACCAACUUUAAUGAGGUCCACGUUAUAAUGGCAGUGUUUGAUUAGCAAUGGUAUUGCUAUCCUUGUCUAUCAUUCAACAAAUCGGAUAGUGCUAUCUCUUUCUCGCUUUGCUCUGUUGCCAGAUCUUCUCUUAACAAUGUAGGAUUAAUAAUUAAUCUCAUCUUAAUUAAGAAAAACCAUUAUGAGAAUAUUGAAAAAUAUAAUUUCUUGCUGAAAAGAAUAUAAUUGAUUAUUUUAAACGAGAAUGAACAGUUAAUAUUACAUCAAUAAACCUGAAUCAGCUACCAUCUAUGGAAGGCAUU